Molecule: messenger RNA, 5424 nt
Organism: Hyposmocoma kahamanoa
Lineage: Eukaryota; Metazoa; Arthropoda; Insecta; Lepidoptera; Cosmopterigidae
Gene: CaMKII
Product: calcium/calmodulin-dependent protein kinase type II alpha chain
Exons: 2
Coding region: 403-1935 (510 amino acids)
Biological process (GO): protein phosphorylation
Cellular component (GO): cytoplasm; neuron projection
Molecular function (GO): ATP binding; calmodulin binding; calcium/calmodulin-dependent protein kinase activity
Source: RefSeq, a predicted model, not a curated record
CGCGAGCAGUCCACACGGGAUACAACUGCUAAGAAUAUCGUUGAAAUUCGUGCAGUGAUCAUUUUAUUGCUGUAUAAUUCAAUUUCAGUGUUAUUUUUAAAUUAAUGAUUGUGAUUUUGUCAAGUCGCUAUUGCGGGUGCGGUACGGAUAUAGAUCAUAAGCAUUAAGUGGAUUAAAUAAAAUGUCCUCGGGUUUUUGGUGAAUGUGUUGAGACAAUGGUGUAUCGAUUAUUUUGCGCUAACGAAAUGUCAUCCCGGUGCCGUAGUGUUAAUAUUAGAAGUCUAUGUUUGUGGCCACGAUUACUAUUGUCUAGUUAUCUACUGUGACAGACGAGAUCCGUGCUCAAGUCUACUCAGCUAGUUAUCUUACUGAAGCUGGUAACGUAAGUACAUUGUUUUAAGAAUGGCCAACCCAAACCGUGACGGUGUUAGCACUCGCUUCUCCGAUAAUUAUGAACUGAAAGAAGAACUAGGAAAGGGAGCGUUUUCAAUAGUGAGACGAGCUGUUCAAAAAUCGACUGGAUUUGAAUUUGCUGCCAAAAUAAUCAACACUAAAAAACUCUCAUCUAGAGACUUCCAAAAAUUGGAAAGGGAAGCUCGAAUUUGUCGGAAACUACAACAUCCCAACAUUGUGAGACUGCAUGACUCUAUUCAAGAGGAACAUUUCCACUACCUCGUUUUUGAUUUAGUGACUGGAGGAGAACUGUUCGAAGAUAUUGUGGCUCGAGAAUUUUAUUCUGAAGCUGAUGCGUCACACUGUAUACAACAAAUAUUGGAAUCAGUACACCACUGCCACCACAAUGGAGUUGUGCAUAGAGAUUUAAAGCCUGAAAAUCUUUUACUAGCCAGCAAGGCUAAAGGAGCCGCUGUGAAAUUGGCUGAUUUUGGAUUGGCCAUUGAAGUUCAAGGUGAUCAACAAGCAUGGUUUGGAUUCGCUGGUACUCCGGGAUACCUAUCACCUGAAGUCCUUAAAAAAGAGCCAUACGGCAAGCCAGUGGAUAUUUGGGCAUGUGGUGUCAUUUUAUAUAUAUUGCUUGUAGGUUACCCACCGUUUUGGGAUGAAGAUCAACACCGACUAUACGGUCAGAUCAAAGCCGGGGCUUACGAUUACCCAUCUCCGGAAUGGGACACAGUUACUCCUGAAGCUAAGAGCCUGAUUAAUCAAAUGCUGACGGUAAAUCCCAGCAAGAGGAUUACGGCGUCUGAAGCGCUGAAACACCCAUGGAUCUGUCACCGCGAGCGCGUAGCUUCCAUGAUGCACAGGCAGGAGACUGUAGACUGUUUGAAGAAAUUCAAUGCCCGUCGCAAACUCAAAGGCGCAAUCCUAACCACAAUGCUUGCUACUCGCAACUUUUCUGGAAAAUCCAUGGUGACCAAGAAAGGCGACGGUUCGCAAGUCAAGGAAUCGACUGAUAGCAGUACUACUUUGGAGGAUGAUGAUUUGGACAAAGACAAGAAAGGUGUGGAUCGUUCGUGCACUGUUAUAUCUAAAGAGCAUGAUGACGACGCGCUAUCAAAAGCAGACUCAUUUGGCAAAACUCGCGGAGACAGUAAUGCUUCGUUACGCCGUGCUGAAGUGAUUAAAGUCACGGAGAUUCUUAUAGAUGCUAUAAACAACGGAGAUUAUGACACGUAUUCCAAGCUAUGCGAUCCUAAUCUGACCGCAUUCGAUCCUGAUGCAUUAGGUAACUUGGUGGAAGGUGUAGAAUUCCACAAAUUCUUCAUCGACAACACCCCGACCCAUGUCAAAACUAAUACAACCAUUCUAAACCCUAGAGUUCAUCUCCUUGGGGAUGACGUAGCUGUAAUAGCAUACGUUUGCGUGACACAAAGUGUGGAUGCAGAAGGCCGACGAGCUACACAUCAGACACAAGAGACUCGCAUAUGGCACAAACGCCACAACAAGUGGACGGCGGUACACUUCCAUCGCUCCUAACUAGUCCCUUCUUUAACGCUGUGCCCAAUGCCAAAGGGUCGAGGUCUCCCGAAUCAAGCUAUUUGUAAUGGCACCAUUGCAAAUCCUGUAACUUUUCAAAAUAUUCAAUAGAUUCGGAGACCUCAUAGCUAACAAUCCUUCGGCAGCGACUUAAAAAUAUAUAAAAAAUUUAAUAUCCAAUUCUGCUAUAAAAUUACACGAAUUUUAUUAGAAAUUCUUUGUAAUCUCAAGGAAUUAAGUUAAUUACAUAUAGGUAAAUGUUAUUCUACACCAGUAUAAGCAAUUCGAAAGUUACCUCUCAUUCUGAUAACGUCACUUUAUAAACUCCUAAGGUAAAGCAUAACAAUGUGGCUAAAAUGUGAUACCGUUUAAAUAUCCAAUGCUUUGUGCUAGUUAUUAGAAUGUAAACCAAACCUGAUCUCGGGCACAAUCGAAGAUUGUCAACGAAAGUCGAACUAAAUUGCUGUUAUUCAGCAAGAUAAGAAAUCUCACCGUACUGUCAGAUCUGAUACUAAUGAAUCUACAUUGUAAGUACCUACCUAUAUAAAAUCAGUAAACUUUUCAAGGUUUAGAAUUAUUAGCACAUUUCUCAGUAAGUCUCUCUACAUUUUUAACUAUGAAUGUUUUGUCGUGCUUAAAAUGGUGUUCUAUUUGUUAUCAAAUACCUAGUUAGUAAGAUUUAAGUAACUAAUGAUGCAGUUAUUGGCACUAUGCACCCAACGAGAGGACUUCAAAGUAGUGUAACUUUCUAAAUACCUAUAGUAUAUUACUGAUUUAGUAUUCCCUCAACUAGUAUUGUAGCUAGAGCGGAUUUAUUGUAACGUUUUAAAUAUUUUAAGUGAAUUAUAUCAAUUUCGUCAAUUUUAGAUUUUAACGUUAAUGUUAUUAUGCUUUAUUUCCGCGUGAUCAUGAUGUAUUUGUUAUAUUUAAUUGUUCCAAAUAUGUUGAUUUCUUUAGCGACAUUUGUUUUGUACCUGAUUCAGUACCAUAAUUGUUUAUAAUUGAACAAAUGUACGUAUUAAUCCUAGCUAAUAAAUUUUAAAGUGAUAACUGUGCAAAGGGUGGUGACGGGUGACGGUAGUUGGUUUUUAUAUUUCACGAUAAGAGGAGCUUGUCAACAGUGAUAUUAAUGUGUAAUGUAAGGUGUAUUUGCACAGUUUCACUUUUGAAAUGUGCUUUAAACUAUUGGAUCUAUAUUGCUAAGUCUGCAGUAAAUUCAGUAUUUCUUAGAAAUAUAAUUAGAUUGUAAAAGACCUUUAAACCACGUUUUUACAAUUUUGUAACAUAUUUUAAUAUAGUUAGCAAAAACUUGAUUUGUAACGUCAAAGUUGGAAUUGUAUUUGUAAAAUGCAUUGCAUAAUAUUAACUUAUAUAUACUUGGAAAAUCUGGCAUUUUCACAAAGUAUACCGAGAGAACACAGUUGUGCCAUUAUCAUUGAAUUUAGUGCCAAUAACUGUAAUAAUAAAAAAACUGUAUUCUAGUCCCUAUUGUUAUGCAUAUUUAGUAUUUAAUCAACGUUUUUUAAUUAAUUUUGAACAUAUACAUAAAUAGUAACUUACAUUAUGUACAUAGAUAUUGAUUUGCACACAGCAUGUUUAAAAGUGUUGUUUUCAAAGUAAGCUAAAUAUUGAAUAUUUCUUUAUUAAUGUUUAUAAUGUUCGUUAUUAGAACACAUUGAAUUUAUUUAUUUACUCCUGUUAUAGUUUGGCUCUCCAAUGUAAUAUAGCGUUUUGCAAUCGAAUUUAUGAGGGAGUUCGUGAAACAGAGGGCGCUCACACGUUAAACGUUCUUGGUAUGUAUUGCGUCUGAAACGUGACGCAUGCACAAGGCGUUCCGACGGCUUCGGUAAAUGUAUGGGAUUUUACAAAAACAGAAGUGAACGUGAAUAGUGUAAAUGCGAGAUCGCCUCCUGUUUGACGAGUCCUUAAGGGAUGAGCUCACUGGAUGCUAAUAGGUAUCUUUCGACAUGUUUUUGGGCUCUAGCAACGUCAGUGAAGUAUAUUAACCGUAAAAGAAAAGCGCGUUAGUUCCCUGAAUUCUAGCUCUUAAAUGUGUAAUGUACCACGCUAACGUCAAGUAACAAUUAGCUAGUCGAUCCAGCUAAAACUAGACAAACGCUUCCUUAAAAACGAAAGCACUAGAACCUAGUGGGCCCUACUAACUGAAUGGUAAAUGUAGGCAAUUUAUCAAUGUCUGUUUUUAAAAUGUUUCUAUUUUUCAGUCUUAUAUGAUUAUGGACCCGUUAAGAUGUAUAGGUACAUUUACAGUUAAUUAAUUCAAACUUUUUACCUACUUGUAAAAGUCAUUAAUUAUAAUAAUAUUUACAUCAUAUUCAAAUAAAAAUUUUCAUGUCCAAAAAAACAUAUCUAUGGAUCAAAUUUUUAUUUAUCAUUUUUGUUUUCAUGAUGCACUUAAUAUUUUAAACAAAACCAAUGGCCGGAUUAACUUCCCAGUGACAUGCACAAAUGUACCUAUUUAAAGUUCUUCUAGAUAACACCGUGAAAUGGGAUGUUGAGCCAGAAACAAACUAUGUAUACGUCUUCCCUCAACAGUGUUCCAAAGAAAUGCCAAUAGAAUUUAAAAAGAAAAUUGUUCCGAAUCAACUUCAAAUAUAAAACUUACUAAACUUCUUUGAAAUAUUAAAAAAUAGCUCUCCGCAAAUUGUUAUAUAGUGCACAUUUACCCUUUGCAUGCAUUUAUCUCACCGGCUUUUACAUUUAGGAGGGCUUUUUUAAUGAUAUUGAAAUUUUUCUAUUGGCUGCAUUUUAAUUACAUCUUUCAAUAAAUAACUUCAAUAAAUUUAAAUUGUUUUAAAUCGAAAGUAUACAUAAUUAAAUAAAUGUACUUAAAUUGAACACUCCAGGUUACCAUUUGCAUACCUCACUUGGUAUAUAAGACCAUAGUGUUUACCGUGUGGCUCAAAUGGUUUCCUGAAAUUGUUAUAUCUUAGAUAAAAUUACCUAUGUAUUAUAUGGGUGCUGUGCAAUAUGUUAACAGUUUGUCACAGGAUACCUACUUAUAGUAAAGAGCAUAAUAAAUUUGUUGUAUAAUUUAAAACAUUAUAUUGUAGUAACUUGCUGGUACUUCUUUAUAGUAAAAUCUUGACCAUUCAGCUAGAGUUAUUGUAAUGUGAUUUGUGUUAAAUUUUUAUCUAAAGGAGAAUAUGUUAUAUAUUAGGGCAUUAUUUAAUUAACCUAUUCAAUGUAAGGACUUUUUAGGGUGUGUUGAAUUGUUUAGUCGAAAUUAAUAUCAAAGUUGCACCUAUCUAGAUUGUGAUUGAGAUUAUUUUUAUGUAUUUUAAUAUUAAAACCAAAGUAUUUCAUACCUGUGUACUUCAAACGCACCUCAUUAUUUCAUUUAGAAUUCGCUCCUUGUUAAGAGAACUAAGUUUUUGUAGAAUAAUUUUCAAAUGUGAAAGUGUAGUUGUAUUAAAGAAUUAUCGGUAAAUUUGUAUUCAACAUAAUUUCUUGACCUCUGCAUUGCCGAUU